AUGCGCAGGCUCAAUUGGUUGUCUAGCAGCAUCCAGGGCGUGGACGACGGCAAGGCGUUUGCAGAGGUCACCGCGGCGCUGACCGACGUGGGCAUCAGCCCCGAUCAGCAGGAGGUCCUGUUUGCCCUGCUGUCAGGCGUGCUGUGGCUCGGCAACAUCAAAAUCGUGGGCGUCACGGACGACAGCUCAAAGGUGGAGAGGGAUGCGGCGCUGGAGGCGGCGGCGAGCAUGCUGGGGGUGCCGCUGGACGUGCUGGCGCACGCGCUGACACACAAGAAGAUCCGCACGCGCGACGAGCUGAUUGUCAAGCCGCUCACCAAGGACGAGGCGUCCGACACGCGGGACGCCCUCGCCAAGGCCAUCUACGCCGGCGUCUUCAGAUGGGUGGUGACGCGCAUCAACGAGUCCCUGGACACGGGUCGCCGCGGCAGCGGCCAGUUCAUCGCCAUCCUGGACAUCUACGGCUUCGAGUGCUUCGCCACCAACAGCUUCGAGCAGCUGUGCAUCAACUACGCCAACGAGGCGCUGCAGCAGCAGGCGCGCGCGCCCGGCCCGCCCCGCCGCCGCCUGCUGGGGCCAGCAACGGCCUCGGCCCUGCCUUUCACGCAGCACCUGUUCACGCUGGAGCAGGAGGAGUAUAUGUCUGAGGGCAUCGACUGGACAAAGGCAAGGGGGCCGGCUGCUGGUUUGGGGCCAAGGGCAGAUGCGUUGCCUGGGAUGGGCGGCCAGGGACGGGUGGAGUGGACGGACAACAGCGCCUGCCUGGACGCCAUCGACGCGCUGCCCCCCAAGGGCCUGGGCGUGCUGGCCGUCCUGGACAGCCAGUGCAAGUUCCCCAAGGCGUCGGACGACACUUUUGUCACUGCGCUUCGCGACGCCCUCGCCAACAACGCCAUCUUCUCCACAGACCCGCGCCACCCGGACCAGUUCCUGCUGCGCCACUACGCGGGCCCCGUGGCCUACAGCACCGCGAAUUUUCUCGAGAAGAACCGCGACACCCUCAACGCCGACCUGGUCGAGGUGCUGCGCGCCUCCACCAGCUGGCUGCUCUCCCACAUCGGCGACGUUGUCGCGGACGAGUCCGAGGGCCGCCGCGGCGGCGGCACGGUCAGCAGCCGCUUCAGCAGCCAGCUCAAGGAGCUGCUGGCCAUGCUGGACGUGACGGGCCUCCACUUCGUGCGCUGCAUCAAGCCCAACGCCGCGCUCGUGCCGUCCAGCUUCGCGCCCGACCUCGUGCUCGGCCAGCUGCGCUGCUGCGGCGUGCUCGAGGUCGCGCGCGUGAGCCGCGCGGGGUUCCCCACUCGCUACCCGCACGCGGCGUUCGUGGAGCGGUACAGGGUGAUGCUGCCCAAGAGCCGCCUGGCAGUGCUCGGCAGCGGCGGCGGCCGCGGCGUGCGUGAGGCGAUCGUGGAGCUGCUGGAUUCCUUUGGCGUCAAGAAGGGGCAGUACGAGAUCGGACACACCAAGGUCUUCUUCCGGCCGGGCGUGCUGGCGUUUGUGGAGGACCGAUGGGCGCGCAUGCAGGCGGCCAGCCUGCGCGUCCAGGCCCACUGGCACAUGUGGAAGGCCCGCACCGCGUUUUUUGCGCUGCGCGCCGCCGCGCGCCGCCUGCAGACCGACUGGCGCGCGCGCGCCGCGCGCGUCCCCUUCAACCAGCGCGUGAAGGAGCACCGCGCGGCGAUCGUGCUGCAGAAGGGCUGGCGCGGCGCCAAGGCGCGCGAGCAGUUCCACACCGCCCGCGCCGCGGCCACCACGAUCCAGAUGGCGGAGCGCCGCCGCGCGCUGCGCAAGCGCUGCGCUGUGCGCCUCAAGGAGCGGCUCGCGCGCGAGGCGGCCGAGCGGCAGGCGGCGGCGGAGGCGCGGCGGCGGGAGGAGGGGUUCGAGGUGCUCAAGCAGCAGUACGACGUGGAGACCCUGGACGACGUGCGCGCGGCGCUCGCGUGCUACAGCGCGCUGCGCGACGAGCUCGGGGCGCGCGACCCCGAGGAGGUGCGCGCCGCGCUGGCGGUGUACGGCGCGCUGCGGCGCCUGGAGGACGCCAGCGGCGGCGCGGCCGCGGGGGGCGAGGAGGGGCGGGUCGCGGCGCUCAAGGAGGGGCUGGCGCUGGCGGCGGCGGCGCGGAAGGGCGGGGCCACGGACCCGGCGGCGCUCGCAGCGGCGCUCGACGUGGCGGCCGCUGCGCGGGGCGCGCUUGGAGAGGCCGAGGCCACGCCGGCCCGCGUCACCGCCGUGCUCAAGGAGCACGGCGCUGCGGCGGCUGCGCUUGGCGGCAACGCGCGCCUGCUGUCGGACCCCUCGGGCCUCGCCGACGCCGUCUCCGCGCGCAGCGAGAUGCGUGCGGCGGGCCUCACCGGCGCCGCCGCGCUCGCCGCCGCCGUCGCGCUCGCCAAGGCGGCGGGCGGCAGCGCGCCCGAGCAGGUCAGCGCGGCGCUGGCGGUGCAGCGCGCCGCGGGCGACGCGGGCGCGGAGCAGGUGGCGGCUGCGCUCGCGUUCAAGCGGGCGGCCGUGUCCGCCGGCCUGCCGGGCACAGACGAGCUCCCCACAGUUGGCGCGCUGCGCAGGGCCGCCGCCGGCGCCGGCGCCGACCAGGUGGCAGCUGCGCUGAAGCUGCACACGGCUGCCGCGGCGGCCGGCCUCGACUCUGCCGAGCAGCUGGCCGCGGCGGCCGCGCUCAGCCGCGCGGCCGGUGACAGCGGGCCUGAGCAGGUCGCUGGCGCGCUGGCGCUGCAGGAGGCUGCGGUGGUGGCCGGCCUGGGCACGACGGCGCAGCUGGCGGCGGCCGCGGCCACGCAACGCGCGGCGGCUGGCAGCCAGCCGGAGCAGGUGGCGGCGGCCCUGAGGCUGCAGGAGGUGGCGGGGGGCGCUGGCCCGGAGGACGUCGCGGCGGCGCUGGAGCUGCAGGCUGCGGCCGUCCAGGCGAGUGUUGCAUCCCCCGAGGCGCUGACGGCAGCGGCGGCACUUGCAGCCGCGGCGCCCGGCCACACGCCAGAGCAGGUUGCUGCAGCUCUGGAGCUGCAGGCUGCGGCAGCCGAGGCGAGCGUUGCUUCCCCUGCCGCACUGACAGCAGCAGCAGCACUGGCAGCCGCGGCGCCAGGCCGCACACCAGACCAGGUUGCCGCGGCACUGGAGCUGCAGGCUGCGGCAGGCGAGUCGAGCGUUGCUUCCCCUGCGGCGCUGGUGGCGGCGGCAGCUUUGGCUGCCGCGGCGCCUGGCCGCACACCAGAGCAGGUUGCUGCAGCGCUGGAGCUGCAGGCUGCGGCAGCCGAGGCGAGCGUUGCUUCCCCUGCGGCGCUGACGGCCGCAGCGGCCCUGGCAGCCGCGGCCCUCGGCCGCACGCCAGAGCAGGUCGCCGCGGCGCUGGAGCUACAGUCUGCAGCAGCCGAGGCGAGUGUUGCUUCUCCUGCGGCGCUGACAGCGGCAGCAGCGCUUGCAGCUGCAGCGCCUGGCCGCACUCCGGACCAGGUUGCUGCAGCGCUGGAGCUGCAGGCUGCAGCAGGCGAGGCAAGCGUUGCUUCCCCUGCGGCGCUGACAGCGGCAGCAGCACUUGCAGCCGCUGCACCUGGCCGAACACCGGACCAGGUUGCUGCAGCGCUGCAGCUGCAGGCUGCGGCAGCCGAGGCGAGCGUUGCUUCCCCUGCGGCGCUGAUGGCCGCAGCGGCACUGGCGGCCGCGGCGCCCGGCCGCACACCAGAGCAGGUCGCCGCAGCGCUUGAGCUGCAGUCUACGGCAGCCGAGGCGAGCGUUGCUUCCCCUGCCGCACUGACAGCAGCGGCGGCGCUGGCAGCCGCAGCACCCGGCCGCACACCAGAGCAGGUCGCCGCAGCGCUGGAGCUGCAGGCUGCGGCAGCCGAAGCAAGCAUUGCUUCUCCUGUGGUUCUGGUGGCGGCGGCGGCACUGGCAGCCGCAGCGCCAGGCCGCACACCAGAGCAGGUCGCCGCAGCGCUGGAGCUGCAGGCUGCGGCAGCCAAGGCGAGCGUUGCUUCCCCUGCCGCACUGACAGCAGCGGCGGCGCUCGCAGCCGCCGCGCCGGGCCGCACACCAGAGCAGGUCGCCGCAGCGCUUGAGCUGCAGUCUGCGGCAGCCGAGGCGAGCGUUGCUUCCCCUGCGGCGCUGACAGCAGUGGCGGCGCUGGCAGCCGCGGCCCCGGGCCGCACACCGGAUCAGGUCGCCGCAGCGCUGGAGCUGCAGGCUGCUGCCGGGAGCAGCACCCCUGCUGACGUGGCGGCAGCCCUGCAGCUCAAGUCAGCGGCUGCAGGCGCCAGUGUGUCUUCCCCUGAGGCGCUGGUGGCGGCGGCAGCGCUCGCGGCUGCAGCUGCUGGCCGCACGCCUGAGCAGGUUGCGGCUGCGCUUGAGCUGCAGGCUGCGGCAGGCAGCAGCACCCCUGCUGACGUGGCGGCAGCCCUGCAGCUCAAGUCAGCGGCUGUAGGCGCCAGUGUGUCUUCCCCUGAGGCGCUGGUGGCGGCGGCAGCGCUUGCGGCUGCAGCUGCUGGCCGCACGCCUGAGCAGGUUGCUGCAGCGCUUGAGCUGCAGGCUGCGGCAGGCAGCAGCACCCCUGCUGACGUGGCGGCAGCCCUGCAGCUCAAGUCAGCGGCUGCAGGCGCCAGUGUGUCUUCCCCUGAGGCGCUGGUGGCGGCGGCAGCGCUUGCGGCUGCAGCUGCUGGCCGCACGCCUGAGCAGGUUGCGGCUGCGCUUGAGCUGCAGGCUGCGGCAGGCAGCAGCACCCCUGCUGACGUGGCGGCAGCCCUGCAGCUCAAGUCAGCAGCUGCAGGCGCCAGUGUGUCUUCCCCUGAGGCGCUGGUGGCGGCGGCAGCGCUCGCGACGGCAGCUGCUGGCCGCACGCCUGAGCAGGUUGCUGCAGCGCUUGAGCUGCAGGCUGCUGCUGGGAGCAGCACCCCUGCUGACGUGGCGGCAGCCCUGCAGCUCAAGUCAGCAGCUGCAGGCGCCAGUGUGUCUUCCCCUGAGGCGCUGGUGGCGGCGGCAGCGCUUGCGGCUGCAGCUGCUGGCCGCACGCCUGGGCAAGUUGCUGCAGCGCUUGAGCUGCAGGCUGCUGCUGGGAGCAGCACCCCUGCUGACGUGGCGGCAGCCCUGCAGCUCAAGGCAGCGGCCGCGGGCGCCAAUGUGUCUUCCCCUGAGGCGCUGGCGGCAACAGCGGCCCUGGCAGCUGCGGCGGCUGGCCGCACGCCUGGGCAGGUUGCGGCUGCGCUCAAGCUGCAGGUAGUGGCAGGGGCCAGCACUCCCGACGAUGUUGCCACGGCUCUCCAAUUGCAGGCGGCUGCGGCGGGUGCAAGCAUUGCUUCACCUGAGGCCUUGGUGGCGGCGGCGGCGCUGGCCAAGGCAGCUGGCGGCAGCUCGCCGCAGCAGGUUGCCGCUGCGCUCCAGUUGCAGGCCGUGGUCGGCGGCAGCGCGGUGGACGACGUGGCUGCGGCGCUCAAGGUGCAGGCCGCGGCUGCAGGCAGCUCGCCCGAGGAUGUUGCCGCGGCCAUCAGGCUGCAGUCUGCGGCUCGUGCUGCUGGACUUGCCUCUCCCGACGACGUCGCUGCCGCGGCGGCCCUCGUGAAGGCCGCUGACGGCGCGGCUCCCGAGGACGUGGCGGCCGCGCUCAAGCUGCGCCACACUGCAGAGGGCGCGGGCCUGACCACCGCGGCCGGCCUCGCCGGCGCCGCGGCCCUGGCCGCGGCGUCUGCUGGCGCGUCCCACGAGGACGUGGCGGCGGCGCUGAAGCUGCAGGCUGCGGCUGCUGAAGCCCAGCUGGCCGGGCCCGAGCAGCUCAAGUCUGCCGCGGCGCUUGUCGCGGCUGCGGGCGGCAGCACGCCCAAGGACGUGGCGGCGGCGCUGCGGCUGCGGGCGGCAGCGCAGGCGGCCAACCUGGGGUCGGCGGAGCAGCUGGCGGCAGCGGCCGCGCUCGCCACGGCUGCAGGCGGGCGCUCGCCCGGCGAGGUGGCGGCCGCGCUGCAGCUGCGUGCGGGGGUAGAGUCGGCCGGCGGCCCGACGGAGCCGGCCGCGCUGCUGGCCGCGCUGGGCGGCGCGGCGGCCGCAAGCGCCCACGGCUCUGCCGACCCUGCGGAGGCCGGCGAGGCCGGGCAGCUGCUGCAGGCCGCGCGUGCGGCGGGCAUCAGCGACCCAUCAGAGGCCGCCGCGGCGUUUGCCAGCUGGGCGACCGUUCGCCACCACGUCUCCGGCCCCGACGGCCACGGCCCGACGCCGACCGACGCCGCGCGGCGCGUCCGGCGUGCUCUGGGCAUGUACGGCAUCGCGACCAGCCAGGGCUGCGGCGAGAAGCGCGACUUUGUUGGGGCGAUCGGCCUGUUUGGCGUGCUGAGGGAGGAGCGGCUGACAGAGGAGGUGGAGCUGCGUGCGGCCGCGGCGCUGUAUGGCGCGGUGAGGGAGGAGGGCCUCGCGCCCGAGGAGCUGCAGUCGGCGGUCGCCACGUGGGCAGCGCUGCGGGACGAGGCGGGCGAGGGCGUGGCGCCCGAGGACGCGCGCGACGCGCUGCGGGCGCACAUCCAGCGGCGGCGCGGCGGCGCGGGCGGGGACGGCGCGGGGGCGGCGCGGGGCGGCGGCGUGACGCUGCACGGGGACCAGGGGGUCGGCAACGGCGGGAGCGGCGGCGGCGGCGAGGAGGUGGUGGCGCUGCGGCAACAGCUGCAGGUCGAGCGGGCGGCGCGGCAGCGGUAUGCAUCGCAGCUGGAGCAGCAGGCGAUCGAUUGGAUGGAGCAGGUGCGCCUGCUCAAAGAGCACAUCGACACCCUCCGCUCCCGGAUGCCGCCCGGCGGCGCACCCCUCGGCCCCUCCACCCCGCCCGCCAACCGCAGCGCCGCCGACGCCGCCGCGGGCGCGGCCGUGUCGGCGCUCGCGGCGGACUUCAUGGGCAAGGCGCCGCUGUUUGAGGACGACGCGGACUUCAUAGCGGAGGUGGCCGACGGCGCGUCGUUCGCCCCGGGGAUGGACCCCCAGUCGGAGCUGGACCUGCUGCGGCGCAAGUACGACGCGUGGAACAAGGGCUUCAAGGAGCGCCUGCGCACCGCUCAGGGCGCGCUGCGCAGCACGCGCGGCCGCGGGGGGCCGGGUGUCAUUGACCUGAGCAGCAUGCCAGACCUGUCGGCGCCGGGGCUGCUUGGGGAGGACGAGCCGGGGACGGCGAGGUCUGGGGACAGCUGGGACAACCCUGGUGGUAGCGGUGGCAAGAAGAAAAAGUCGACGGCGGCGCUUGGCUGA
This is a messenger RNA of Monoraphidium neglectum, 7215 nucleotides long. RefSeq names its product Myosin-2 heavy chain. Gene Ontology annotation, molecular function: microfilament motor activity; ATP binding; actin filament binding. Gene Ontology annotation, cellular component: cytoplasm; myosin complex; vesicle. Gene Ontology annotation, biological process: actin filament organization; vesicle transport along actin filament. Lineage: Eukaryota; Viridiplantae; Chlorophyta; Chlorophyceae; Sphaeropleales; Selenastraceae. The transcript has 11 exons. The coding region runs from base 1 to 7215 and encodes 2404 amino acids. The record is from RefSeq and is a predicted model, not a curated record.